Ricinus communis (castor bean) is the source of this 677-nucleotide messenger RNA. RefSeq lists its product as uncharacterized. The coding region runs from base 12 to 458 and encodes 148 amino acids. Lineage: Eukaryota; Viridiplantae; Streptophyta; Magnoliopsida; Malpighiales; Euphorbiaceae. The transcript has a single exon. The record is from RefSeq and is a predicted model, not a curated record.
CUCUAUAUAUAAUGCCUCUUUGUAAUGAAUAUUGGCACUUGAAAAUGGAGAUAAACCAUAAGGGAAGAGGGUUCAUGAGAAGUAAGCUAGCGAAAGCCAAAUCUUUCUUUAGAGUCAAUCAUUCCAAGCCUAAUACCAUGCAAGUGCAAUGUAUCAGCAAUACAAAGGUUAGCCCCAGUCCUUAUACUUAUAGCCCAAAUGGUUCAAAUAAUUCUUCAUCAAUCCAAAAGAUCAUGUCCAGUGCUCAACCCUGUCCUCUGCCAGUUCAACAUAGCAGCAGGGUUACUCCUACUUGUUCUAUGGAUUUUCCCACUGGCCAGUCGAUCCAAAAGGUGUCCGCUUCUUGUCAGCUUGGAAGUUAUGGUGGUGACGAAAAUGUAGAUAUAAAAGCUGCAAGCUACAUUUCAUAUGUACGUGAACGUUUCAAGCUAGAGAAACUUGAUUCAGAAGCAUGGUAACAAAAAAAAAAAAAAAAAAAGAAAAGAAAAGAAAAGAAAGAAACAGAAUUUGGGUUUUCUCAUAUUAUCUUAUCUAUUAGAAUUAAAUAUUAAUGUAGUGGGAAUUUCUCUAGUUGUCAGCAAUAUUAAAGUCGGAAUUAAUAAUCAGCUAGGGUAUAUUAUAUAUGCAUGUGAUAUGUACUAUUAUCAAUAUAUGUCAGUUUUCAAGUUACACUUCUA